This is a messenger RNA of Naegleria gruberi, 567 nucleotides long. RefSeq lists its product as uncharacterized. Lineage: Eukaryota; Heterolobosea; Eutetramitea; Acrasida; Naegleriidae. The coding region runs from base 1 to 567 and encodes 188 amino acids. The transcript has a single exon. The record is from RefSeq and is a predicted model, not a curated record. Gene Ontology annotation, molecular function: pigment binding.
AUGUUCAAACAAACCCUCCUCAUUGCUGUCAUUGUCAUUUCACUUCUUUACACAACAUUCGUCUCUGCUGAUUGGGGAAAAUGUCAAAAAGUUUCAACCAUGCAAGAAUUCAAUUUAGCUAAAUACAUGGGACUUUGGUAUGAAAUUGCUCGUUUUGAUAAUAUCAUGGAACGUGGUGGUGUCUGUAUUCAAGCAAACUAUACCAUUAAUCCAAAGGAACCUUCACAAGUAUUAGUUUCCAAUUCUGAAAUAUAUGAUGGAAAUUUGACAACUGUUACUGGUGUUGGAUAUUGUCCAGAUGAUAAAGAACCAGCAAAAUUACUUGUUUCAGUUGGUGGAAACCCAUUCUAUGCUCCAUAUUGGGUUAUUGACACAGAUUACAAUAAUUAUGCAAUGGUUUUCAGUUGUUUCAGUGUUUUGGGUGUUUAUCAUUAUGAAAUUUCAUGGAUUUUGGGAAGACAACGUCAAUUACCACAACAAACUUUGAGUAAUAUUAUGGUUGCUUUUAGGAAACAAGGAAUUGAUAGUUCAAGAUUUAUUUUGACUAAACAAGUUGGUUGUAAAUAA